This is a messenger RNA of Macroventuria anomochaeta, 663 nucleotides long. Its product is annotated as 2,3-diketo-5-methylthio-1-phosphopentane phosphatase. The coding region runs from base 1 to 663 and encodes 220 amino acids. The transcript is spliced from 4 exons. Gene Ontology annotation, molecular function: magnesium ion binding; acireductone synthase activity. The record is from RefSeq and is a predicted model, not a curated record. Lineage: Eukaryota; Fungi; Ascomycota; Dothideomycetes; Pleosporales; Didymellaceae.
AUGCCUGCCGCGUCCCUCGAUACUGCACGAUGGACGGCGUCUGAGGUCGUGCUGCUCGACAUUGCACGCGACUCAUGGUCCGACUCGGACUUUCAAAACCUUAUUGUGGGGUUCCCAGCGGAGACUAAGCAGGACGCCGAUUCUCUCCUUGCUCACGUGGAGGAUUUGACGCGACGAGAUGUCAAAGCUGUGUACCUGAAGCAGCUCCAAGGACACCUCUGGAAGACCGGCUUUACGGAGGGAGACCUGAAGACCCCGCUCUUCACCGACGUCGUCCCCACGCUCACGGCAUGGAAGACCUCCGGGCGCACACUUGCUAUCUUCUCUUCUGGCAGCGUACAAGCUCAGCUCCAGUUCUUCUCUUACGUAGAGGACGGCCCGACGACCAAAGAUGUCAAGCCACUGUUCUCUGCGCACUACGACACGGUGAAGGCGGGUCCAAAGCUGGAGAAAGCCUCAUAUGAGAAGAUCUGCCGUGAGAUGGGCGUGGAUGUGAAAAAGAUCACUUUCUUGACCGACAACGUGAAAGAGGCUGAAGCUGCGACCGCAGCGGGUGUUUAUGCUGUCGUUGUUGACCGCCCUGGUAACGCGCCGUUGUCGGAGGAGUCCAAGGGGACGUAUCCCAUGAUCACGUCGUUGACAGAUCUGCCCGCUUUCUCGUAG